CCCCGCCCGCCCGCCCGCCAGCCCGCCCGCCGCCUCCGCCCGCCGCCCCGGCCGCGUCGGGUAAACCUGUUUGGCGGCCGCGCCGGGGCGGAUCGUGCGGCCGGCGGCUCCCUCGCGGCUCGCGGCGUCGGGGCCCGUGGCGCGCGCGCGGCCGCCCCUCGGCCCCGGAGCCCCUCGGCGGCACCACCAUGUACUCGGGAGCCGGCCCCGUGCUUGCCCCUCCUCCACCACCACCGCCACCCGUCCAAGGGUAUGCCUUCAAGCCUCCACCCAGACCCGACUUCGGGACCUCCGGGAGAACGAUCAAGUUACAGGCCAACUUCUUUGAAAUGGACAUUCCAAAAAUUGACAUCUAUCAUUAUGAGUUGGAUAUCAAGCCAGAGAAAUGCCCAAGAAGAGUUAACAGGGAAAUAGUGGAGCACAUGGUUCAGCACUUUAAAGCACAGAUCUUUGGGGACCGAAAGCCAGUGUUUGAUGGAAGGAAGAACCUCUACACGGCGAUGCCCCUUCCGAUUGGGAGGGAUAAGGUGGAGCUGGAGGUCACGUUGCCAGGAGAAGGGAAGGACCGCAUCUUCAAGGUGUCCAUCAAGUGGGUGUCCUGCGUGAGCUUACAGGCAUUACACGAUGCACUUUCGGGGCGGCUGCCCAGCGUCCCCUUCGAGACGAUCCAGGCCCUGGACGUGGUUAUGAGGCAUUUGCCGUCCAUGAGGUACACCCCCGUGGGCCGCUCCUUCUUCACGGCGUCCGAGGGCUGCUCCAACCCGCUGGGCGGGGGCCGAGAGGUGUGGUUUGGCUUCCAUCAGUCCGUCCGGCCUUCUCUUUGGAAGAUGAUGCUGAAUAUCGACGUCUCGGCAACAGCGUUUUAUAAGGCACAGCCAGUAAUCGAGUUUGUGUGUGAAGUUUUGGAUUUUAAAAGUAUUGAAGAACAACAAAAACCUCUGACAGAUUCCCAAAGGGUCAAGUUUACCAAAGAAAUCAAAGGUCUAAAGGUGGAGAUAACGCACUGUGGGCAGAUGAAGAGGAAGUACCGCGUCUGCAAUGUGACCCGGCGGCCCGCCAGCCACCAAACGUUCCCGCUGCAGCAGGAGAGCGGGCAGACGGUCGAGUGCACGGUGGCCCAGUACUUUAAGGACAGGCACAAGCUGGUCCUGCGCUACCCUCACCUCCCGUGUUUACAAGUCGGACAGGAGCAGAAACACACCUACCUUCCCCUAGAGGUCUGUAACAUAGUGGCGGGACAGAGAUGCAUAAAAAAGCUGACCGACAAUCAGACCUCAACCAUGAUCAGAGCGACUGCCAGGUCAGCCCCCGAUCGGCAGGAAGAGAUUAGCAAAUUGAUGAGAAGUGCCAGUUUUAACACAGAUCCGUAUGUUCGUGAGUUUGGAAUCAUGGUCAAAGACGAGAUGACCGAUGUGACCGGGCGGGUCCUCCAGCCGCCCUCCAUCCUCUACGGGGGCCGGAAUAAAGCGAUUGCCACCCCUGUCCAGGGCGUUUGGGACAUGAGGAACAAGCAGUUCCACACGGGCAUUGAGAUCAAGGUGUGGGCCAUUGCGUGCUUCGCCCCCCAGCGCCAGUGCACGGAGGUCCACCUCAAGUCCUUCACGGAGCAGCUCAGGAAGAUCUCGAGAGACGCAGGAAUGCCGAUCCAGGGCCAGCCGUGCUUCUGUAAAUACGCCCAGGGGGCAGAUAGUGUGGAGCCCAUGUUCCGGCAUCUGAAGAACACGUACGCCGGCCUGCAGCUGGUGGUGGUCAUCCUGCCUGGAAAAACCCCCGUCUAUGCCGAGGUCAAGCGUGUAGGAGACACGGUGCUGGGGAUGGCCACGCAGUGUGUGCAGAUGAAGAACGUGCAGAGGACCACGCCGCAGACCCUGUCCAACCUCUGCCUGAAGAUCAACGUCAAACUGGGCGGCGUGAACAACAUCCUGCUGCCCCAGGGGAGGCCUCCGGUGUUCCAGCAGCCCGUCAUCUUUCUGGGGGCGGAUGUCACGCACCCACCUGCCGGGGACGGGAAGAAGCCGUCCAUCGCCGCCGUCGUGGGCAGCAUGGACGCCCACCCGAACCGCUACUGCGCCACCGUGCGCGUCCAGCAGCACCGGCAGGAGAUCAUCCAGGACCUGGCGGCCAUGGUGCGCGAGCUUCUCAUCCAGUUCUACAAGUCCACACGCUUCAAGCCCACCCGCAUCAUCUUCUACCGAGACGGUGUCUCCGAGGGGCAGUUCCAGCAGGUUCUUCACCACGAGUUACUGGCUAUCCGAGAGGCAUGCAUUAAGCUAGAAAAAGACUACCAGCCGGGGAUCACGUUCAUAGUGGUCCAGAAGAGGCACCACACUCGGCUCUUCUGCACCGACAAGAAUGAGCGGGUGGGGAAGAGCGGAAACAUUCCAGCAGGGACGACCGUGGACACGAAAAUCACCCACCCGACCGAGUUUGACUUCUACCUGUGUAGUCAUGCUGGCAUCCAGGGAACAAGCAGGCCUUCCCACUAUCACGUGCUUUGGGAUGACAAUCGUUUCUCUUCCGAUGAGCUGCAGAUUCUCACCUACCAGCUGUGUCACACCUACGUGCGCUGCACGCGCUCCGUGUCCAUCCCAGCGCCAGCAUACUAUGCUCACCUGGUGGCCUUCCGGGCCAGGUACCACCUGGUGGAUAAAGAACAUGAUAGUGCUGAAGGAAGCCAUACCUCCGGGCAGAGUAACGGACGAGACCACCAGGCGUUGGCAAAGGCAGUCCAGGUCCAUCAGGACACGCUGCGCACCAUGUACUUUGCUUGACAUGUUUUAGUGUUUACGAUUGUGUACCGAGUUGGAUUCACAUGAGACCAGCUACACUCAGACCAACAAAUGCCCAGCCCUUCCGUGACAGCCAGCAUCGAACAUGAGACGCCAUUGAUUUUAGUAGAUUCUCCAUUUUCCAGAAUGCCUUCCGUCCCAGAUUUCAAACUUGGAUUUUGAACUGCAGACCUGUAUGAGACCCCAUUGUCGUAGGAAAUAUGGUUUGCCAAAAUCUUAUAAGCUGCUUAUUAAAAUAGAGUCCCGUGUUUCCUAAAAAUCUCCUAAAACCAGUCUAUGAACUCAGGGCUUUAAAACAUUUUUAAUUUAUUUGGUCGUUCAGUUUACUUGUUUUUAACAUAUGAUUCUAUAUGAAAUUGAUGGGCUCAAACUAGCUGUGAACGUUCUGUGAGAGUGAAAGCAACAUAAAACACAUUGUGGUUUUAAAGCCUUGAACAUUCUGAUGCUGUCACUAAAGUUUAUUUCAGAGUGACACCUGUGUGCUCCUGACCUGGCUCCCACCAGCUGUCCGGGAUCCGAGGGCAGGGGCCAGGCGAGGUGCCCUGGUGUCUCUCGUUCUGCCACUGCCCGCCUUUCACUCAGCCCGAAGGAAGGAGGGGUGGCAGAAGGUGGGCCGUGUGUGUUUACAACAUUUAUAGGUCCAGAGGGAUUGGCAGACAAGUGCCAUUUUAAUAAAAAUUUAUUUAAAAAAAGAAAAAAGACAAUAUGCCGACAGUCUAAUCAUAAGAUUUGUCCUAUAGGACUGUGACAUUUAUUUUCCAAAGUUUCUAAAGAAUACGGGUCUGUGGUGAUAAAUACAGUACAAUCCUUUUUCACUGUUAUGUCUUUAAUGUAAGAGAAAAAUAUAUAUAUCUGGUUUGCAGUAUUAAUGUGAUAGAUAGAUGCUGUUUUUCAUUUUACUGACUACGGGGUGCUUCUUGUGAUCUGUUUAGCAUAUCAAGAGUGUUUUGGAGCCUGGAGCCUGGACCACCCUUGUGGUUUCUCAGUGCUUAAGUACAGGAGUAUGCAAUUGACUCAGUGUGCCCGCGGCCCACCCCCUCGUGUAGACCGCGCAGCCUGGACCCUCAGGAGGACCGAGUGUGCUCCCAGCGGUCACUCCCCCUCCCCGCCUCAUCCCCGUGUGUCGCUCAGCCAAUUAAGCACAAAUGGAAUGUAUGUAUCCUUCCACUCCUGGGAACGUGUCUGCGUAUCAGCGUGCACUUCUCUCUGCGUGUGGUUUGUUAGACAAGCGUCAUAGGAUCUAUGCACUGAAACACAGAGAAGGCUGUCGGUGGUGGCGCUCUGCGGGAUGCGAGGCCAGCGUUCCGCGAAGGAGCCCAGCCCUCGGGAGGAUGGCUGAUGGCGAAGCCAGCAGGAGAGGCAGACCCUUCUGCUAGGAUUUGCGUUCUGGGCCCCGGACGUGGGUUUGCCAGUCUAGAAUCCAUUGCACUAAGAGUGAUGCCGUGGACAGCUCGACAGGGGUAACAGCAGAGAGCUCCGUUUGUGCUAAAUGGGCUUUUUGUCCUUGUAGGCGGUUUUCUAAGAAUCAAAUCCACAUUCAGUACAGAGAUUCUAGGAAGGAGAUGAACCUUUCCCUAGUGCUGCUUCGUGCUCUGUAGGUUUCCUCUGGCCCUGCUGAUGGCCCUCCCAUCCCGGCCUGACAUUUACCUCUGGCGCUGUGGUGGGGUGAGGGUCCCGACCAGGGUGCCUCGUGCCGGGGUAAGCGCCCGCCUCGGUCUUGUGUGAGGGCUCCGCGGGGGCGGGCAAGCGCUGUCAUGGACACUCGGCCUGGAUUUUGGCGGCAACGACAAAGGGGUGACUAUUAUUUGUGACAAUAUAUACUCAAGAGUGGUGUGUGUGUGUGUGCGUGUGUGCGCGCGCGCGUGUGUGCAUGUGGGUGUCUUAUUAAUGGCAUUAGUCUCUUCUUGCUGUAUCUUUUUUUUUUUUUUGUCUUUUUAAAUGACAGAAGCCUCUGCUCUAAGAAAUGUUGCAAUUCCCUGUCAUUUUAUUAGCAAGUGGCACUUUCUUCUAUUCAGAAGGAUACCAGUACACUCUUGGCUCAAGUUACCGGGAGCAUUCAAGCUAAGGAGGGAAUCUUUUCACUAAUCCACUUUUAAAAUCUGAACUUAGGUUAGUUUUCAGUCAUUUUUAGGAUCAUCUAGAACCGUGUGUCUCGAAGGUAUGUUUCUACCACUUGCAACGGUAUCUCGGUGGUCGGGGCGGUGGUUGGGGCGUUGGCCGUAAAAACGCUGUGACUCCUGUGCUCGCUGCGGCCUCCGGGGUGGCGGCUGGGCAUCUGCGUUUUACACCAUCAGCCGGGGGCCCAGGGCUGCCUGGGGUCUGAGAACCUCUGAUCUAGAACCUUCUGGAGAGCGUGCUCCCUCAAGCACUCAGGGCCCAGCAGGGAGGGGCUCCCCAGCAAUGCAGGGAAACGUGUUCUAAGCGAAUACACUGGGCAGGAUCACAGGCUGGCAGAAAAUGAGACCUAAAUUUUUAAAAAAUCGUUUUGAAGGAAAAGUUUUCUUUCUAGAGGGCCAAAGUACUUUGAGAAAGGUACUUGUUACAGCCCUGUGCUUGUUUUAUAAAACUUUUACUACUCAAAAGCAUUCAUAAACCAAACGUCUCCAGCUGGGUUAGCUGCAUACCUUUGUACAUGUCUGAUGGUUCAGAAUUCAAAUGGCUGUAGUUACAAUUUCUCAGGUAAAGAACCGUUUUCCCAAAUUUCUACCAAUCCCCCCCCAUUAUUAGGAUAAAUUUUGAGACAGCGUAAAACCUCAAGGUGCAGUAGAAUAAGUCCAAGCCCUGUUCACGUGGAAGCCAAGAGGGGCCCUGCCCGUUCUGUGUGCGUCACGCCCGCCCAGGGCAACCUCGUGGCCGCCCGAGAGGGGCUCCGGGCACCUCCGGCCUCUGCCUGCAUUUGACAAGUUUCCUGAGGCCUGUGCGGGGCUGUGCAAAUUGCAGAGGUGUCCACUCGCCGCCGGCUUUGCCCAACCCCACUAAGUAAGGUGUGCCUUGCUUUAAGCAAACUGAAUGUGAAAAUUAUGAAGUAGAAAUCUGGAUUCAUUUCAAAGAAAAACUGGGAUUUAUCUCAUCUCUUCAGAAGAGGUCUCCCAAUUAGAUCCUUAUCCUGGUACUCUUCCUAGUAUAUUUUAAAAUAUUCACAGUAAGAAAAGUUAACAUAUUCCCAUCCCUUCACCACUUCCUAUUACGUUCGACAAGCUCUCACCCUAAUAGCUAAGUGAUGAAAGAAAGCCGGGGGAGCUGCUUCAAGUCGCCGUUUUGUAGGAGAGCCCUUUGGCCCUGCUGAGAUUCCAUCCUGCUGUUUGUGUACUUAUUAUAAUAAGCUCAGAUGUUCCUAGUUCAGAUAAGUGUUGUAAAACUGGGCAUACCUAUACUUUUAGAAAGGGAUUGUUUUAUUUUGGUUUUGGUUUUCUGUUUUGAGAAGACUUCACAUAUACACUUGAUACUACAUUUUAGGGUCUGCUUUUUCUUUUCAAGAUUGUGUUGCUUUUUGGUAGUGUUCUCACACUCCCGUGCAUGAAUGUUUGCACUCUAGAACCACGAGCGAUCCCUGGCCACUGCGCUGGCUUCCCCAGGAGGGACUUGUUGGAAGUGGAGUGAUUUCCGUGCUGUGUGAGUUUGGCCGUAAGCAGUGCUGUUGUGAUGUUUACCCCAGCGUGUGCUCAUUAGAAGAGACAGUUUAAGUUCAAUUCCUACAGCAGGGUUGUGGGCGGGUGGGUAUCGAUGUUAUAUUGUAUGUUAUUUUUAUUGUUGUUAAAUGCAAAUGUUGCUAUUUAUUUUUUCCUUUCUGCUCUGGUUUGAUUUGGCUGAUAUGGAUAUUCCAGUGCAUGUGGUACCUGAUGAAUAUGAUAGAAAUUAUUUUCCCCAACUUUUAUAAAUUACCGAAUGUUUACCUUCAAGUUUGCUGGAUGAUUUAUUUUUGAAAGCCACAAAUGUAAUUUUUCUGGAUGAAUUGUUUUUCUUAUAUAUGCAGCAAUGUAAUUUAACAUUGAUCUGCAGGGUGACUUAAAUUUUAUUUUUACAAGGCAGUUUUUCAGUCAGAUUAUAUAUUUGAUACAAUAUGUUAAGGGUAGACCAGCCACGCGCCGUGCAGUUGGGACACCAGACUGUCUCGAGGAGGCCUCUGGCGGCUGGGACGGCUUCUUUUGGUUGCUCGGCAUCAUGGAAGCACUAGGCUGUUUCAUAGAGCCACCCGUCAGGAUCUGGAUGGAGUCCUUGAGUGGGACUUUGAUCUGUUGGGCAGUUCAGAGGAUUUUUCAUGGGCAUUUUCCUACACCUAAGGCAGUUCCAUUAGGAGGAGCUUUAGAAGUUGACAUAAUCCAGACAGUGGACAAUCCCAGUGGCCCAGACAAGCCAUAGAAAUUUCCCCGUGACCUCUCUUUGACUCAUCUCUCACGCUCAUGAGAAAAGGAAUGUACAAUGAAUAGAAACUUCCUCAGUGUUCAUACGCCUCACUUUCAGAAUGCAAAUACUUUGUAUUUUAAGCCCUCCCCCAAAGUAACCAAGAAUAUUCUCUCUGGCUGCCGUGCCAGCAGUUUCGGCUGCUGUGACGUUUCUCAGUGUAGACACAGUGCACGUGUGACUUCGUAAUAGGGCUGUCCGUGUUACACACACAUGCUGACUUUUUUUGUAAGGAAAAUUUUCAACUCGAAAUAAUUGCACUGAUUUUUUGACAGCUUCCUUUUUAUUAUGUCCAACUUUGCAUCUGCUGUACUUGUUUGAAAUGAUUGUAAAUAGAUUUAGGAUAGCAGAAAUGAUGUAAUACAAUGCGUUGCUUUGUUUUAGUGAUCCUGCCACGUUUUUCAGUAUUAUGUGUUAGCGCCGUGUGGGCUGGCCGCUGCCCUUCCCCCUCUACAGCCAUGUGUAUGUGUGUGUGUUGACCAUUCAUGAAGGACAGAUUAGCCUCGUUGCUGUCUUUUUCUGGAAGGAAGUUUGCAGUGUAUUGGAAGAAGAGUGUGCUCUCUCCUUGCGGUCUGAGGUUUAAUUCUAAGAGGAUUAAUUGUAAAUCCUUUGAAUACUUCUGGUCUGUUUAAUUCCUCGUUAUUUGCCAUGACUCCCUAAAGCAUUUGCUGCUAGCUCCCUCCAGCAUUUGACAGCUUGGAUAGGAAGCAUCUGAACGGCCAAUGUUACUAGAGAGUCAGGGCCUCCCUUGCUUCUCUUUGGUCACCCGUCAUUUUAAAGCCAUGAGGUCGCUGUUAUGUCAAAACUGUCAUUUGUGGCUUAACCCAUAGAUGCCGGGCAGACCUGAGACGCAGUGCUGUUCCUCCUUUAGGCCUCGUGAUUUGGCCAGAUGAGAAGUACGUGCUCCAGCCCACAGUGUGUAAUUCUGUUUGUGAUCAGGCUACACAGUAUCAGACACACAAAGGAGCUUUUAAACCCAAACCAGUCAUCUGAGUGUGUGUUAAUGUCCUGUUGAUGCCAUCUCGGUGCCCUCACUUAGUGCUUUUUUGGAUGUUUUGCCAUUUUAUUGUCUAAAGUGAAUGUAUUGGCUUAGCCAUAUCACUACAGAAGGUGGUUUCUAAUACCUUUUAGUUUAAAAAUAAAUAAAUAAAUGCAGAUAAAGGCUACCUCUGAAUUCUUAAUAGAUUCAUGUUUGCUUUUAAGUGUAGCUAUCCACACUGAAAAUAGCCAAAAUGUUGCCUGAAUCAACUGAAUUGUGAACAAUCUCUCUGUUCAGUUCUGGCUUGAAAAUCUGUGUGCCGUACUGUGACCCACGGGCAGUCCCCUCCUCCCUCUCUGGGUGUCCGGGGUGGACCAGGGACUCCUCAGGGCUGCCCGGCUCCGAGAUGUUAGGACUCUCAGUGGCCAGCAGGAAGGAAACGCAAGGGCCUUUCUGCACCGUCCUCAGGUGCAGGGCCGUGUGUGGUGGGACCUGGAAGCGACCCACUGUCCUGGCUUUUCACUUUCCUAUUUGACAUAAGAAAGCACUUUUUUUUUCCUGCUUUACUUACGAAUGGGUUGAAAGUGUCUCCUUCUACUCUCUUCUCCCUUUUUGUACACUCUGUAAGAUCACAAAGGUGCUUAAACACCGACUCUCAUGCAAAUAGUACUUCAGUAGCUGCAUGGUUUCAAAAUGCAGUGCAGAUGUCAUUGACCUUUGACUUGGGAACCUUGAGUUACUAUCACUCUAUACUUUAAAGUGAGCUAAGGUUUGAAAGCAAAAUGUUCUGUUCAAAUCCAAGGCCCUUUGUUUGAAAGGAGCACAGGGUCCAGGGCGGCAGCAUCUUGAAUUAGGGGUUCCUGCUGCUGGCGCCCUGGACCAGGAUGCCAGCCUGCGGGGAGGCUGGCCUGGGAGAGAGCUCGGCAUCACGUGUCAUGAACCACUUUGCUGUCAGAAAUCUCGUCUGCCCACACACUGCUGUGGGUUGAUCAGUGUCGCCCCCCUGCUCCUUCGCGUCUUUUCUUUAGGUUCCUCGUGUUCUCCCGUCUUCAGAAGGUGAGCAUUUGCUCCAGAUCACUUGCACUGGUUUGCUCCUAAGUUCUGGAGGGACAGUUGGGCGCUGUUGCGGUUGCAGGCGUCUGGGUGUGAGGAGGCGGCUCCGCUCUCUUCUGGACGCUCAUCAGACCUUGACUUUGGCCCAGAGAGGUUCCAGGUGCACCAUUACGAGGAAGUCCUUGCCUUCAACGCUGCAUGCUGCGCUUUAAUUCCGAAAGCGCCAAGUGUCCUUUGCAGUCUAAGAAUGUGUAAUUCUGCAGUCGCGCUGUCCUAUAGACACAGACCACCCUAAGAAGCGUGGACAUUGGGGAGUGUCCGCCACGUCUGCUGACCUGCUUCUGGGGCUGCUGGGCUCUGAAGUGGCCUCGUUUUCAGCCAGAAACCCAUACAGGGUUUUUCAGGGGCCGCCGCGCAGCGGCCAGCUCCUCGCUUUAGUGAUGUCAGCCGUUGACUCAGAUCUCCCACCUGCUUUCUGCACUCAUGUCCCCAGCGUCCUGACGUGGGCCUCCCCCGGCAUCUUUGCGUUCAUGAAAGAUCAUUAAAGAUGAGGGAACUGAAGAUUACUGGUGCUUUUGGUAACACUUUUCUGUCUUAUUGGUUAAUGUGAAAAAUUCAGGUGUGUUAGAUCUUUAAACGCCCUUGGUGGUGUGACUGUAGGCUUGGAUCCUCACCUCACCCCCCUUCUUUAGGCGGUUGGAGGAGGCUGAAUUAUCUCCUAGUUACAACUUCCUUGGCCUCAAGUAGUUCAGAGUUAAAGCUACAACACCAAAUAUUGACUCCCCACCCCCACCCCCAAGUGUCUCCAGGAGCUUGAUGUUCAGGCCAACCUCAUUCGGUACUUCUGGAAUCUUCAAGGUCCUCAGAACCAUGAGUUGAUGCUAGGAAUGUGCCCCUUCACCGCCCACCACCACCGACCAGGCUGGGGUGCGAUGCGGAUGGGCUGCCCGGCCCCGCUGGACGGAACUGGGGGGCCCAGGGCUCCUCUGGACUCUGGACUCUGGAGAUGCUGGGAACGAUGCUGGGGGGUGGGAGAGGGCAGCCCCUCUGACCCAGGAGGCAGGCGGUGCCCAGGCCUCCCCUGGUCUCCAGAGGCCAGGGGUGCCAGACUGAGCGUGUUCUGGAGACCCCGUCUCAGCCUCCGUGCCUUUCAAGUCCGGUCCUCAGUGUCCUUUCGAAAUCACGUUGGGGCUGCGUUGUUGGGAAGGAAGCCUGGCCCGACGCACGGUCAGUCGCUGGCCCUCUGCCUUUGAAGCCGCCUCCGCUCCUCGGCUCCUGAGCACUGUCUCCUGUGGGAAAUCGCUGGGUUCUGGCCGCGUGGCUCCUCCCAGGCCCUGAGCACGUCCGUCCACAGGACCCCUCUCUUAGUCAGGUGCUGACGGUGACCACCGGCAAACCUGGGGGUUUUGUUCUCAAGGUCACUCAAUGAGAAUGUUGAGUGUAAUGGAACUAGAUUGUUUUCAAAAAGGAAUUGGAAUUGGAGUCGUGUCUUUGUAAAAUGCGUGGGAAGUCCUCAGAUGUCAGGUGCUAUUUCAGUUGUUGGAGUGCCCCGCGUUGUUGUUGUUUUGUGACGUGCUGGGAAACUGCUUCCUCGGGAGUGGUGUCACCUGGAGCUGUGCACGUAGGACUUGGGUUUCGACGUCUCAAAGAUGCAGGUUUUAGCUCUGACUUUUCCAAGCCAGGUAUUGAGUUGAGCAGUUUUCUCGGCUGACGGUCUAAUUAAAAGCCACCCUCCUCUGUCAGUGGAUGGUUUUAAGCGGGGGAAAUAACCCAAUGUUACUUAUUUUAAACUGUCUAGAAAAGCCUUCGAGGUGGCAGCUCUUGGCCCUUCCGUCUCCCCCUACCAGGCACCGGGGGGACUGCGGGCGGCUUUGGGGGGCCGUAACACAGCGAUGAUGCGGGCUCCUCUUCAAAGCCAAAUAGACACGUGACUAAAAUCCUGGAAGUCUGCGGUUUAGCACUGAACUGAAAUUCGCCUCCUGAGUUUUAUAGUGGAUUUUACAUGUAGUUGUUGAAGGUAUAAAAUCAUGUUUUGUAACUGUAGCGGCAAGUGAGUUUUUACUUUUUAAAAAGUUUUAAGGGAAUAAUUGUAAGUUUCUGUGCAGCAAAGUGGCUAAUUAUUCAUUAAAUACAAGAAUGUAGUGUCUAAAUCCAGAUUUUUUCUUACCUCUGGUACACUUCAGAUUACUUACCUAAUAUGUAUUGAGGGGUUUUAACCCUGAGUUUUAUCGACUUUUCUAGUUUUAUUUUAUUUUUAUAAAAUAAUUGAAAAAAACAAAAAUGAAUUCAGAAGUUCCAUAGGUAGAUCUUGACCCUUCUUAAUUUUCUCCCACAAAAAAAAUUUUAGAAGACAUUUUGAAUCAAAAUGUAUUAUGACCAUUUAAAGUUUACUGUUUUCUAAGAAGCUGAGCAGCUAAAGGGCCUCAUUUCAGGUGGUACUGCGCGUACUGUCUGCGGACUCGUUUACCUGUGCGGUGGGUCUACGUGACGAUGUCUUGUGCUUGCAAUAUAGAAACCGUGCAGUGCUGUUGUGUACAUUGACAGUUCCUGUAUAAACUAGUAUUUAUAUACAUUGGCCUCUCUGUAUAACUUUUCAUUUGCUUACAUGAAUUGUAAAAUUAAAUAUAAAAUUAUAGUACCUGCUAAAUACAAAUCUGAGGCUUCCUGUCCUUGUCUUUAGUUUGAUACCAUUCUGUGUGUUUUGAGGAUGUCCAAUGCUUGCAUGAUGGUAGGUGGUAAUGCCACUUUAAAUUAAGCCUUAAUCAGAUGUUAAAUUUGUAAGUUUCACAGUAUGCAAAAAUAUUAGGCAGAAUGAGUUUAAACUGUUCAGAUCAAGAUGCUAUAUCAUAAUUCAACAAGUCUUUUCUCCGGAGUUAUAAAGGGAAACUUUCAGUGAUACAUACAGAUCUGUCUCUCUCUCUCUCUCUCUUUCUGGUCUGGCUUGGCUGUUGCCAUUGCUUGAUGAAAAUGGACCAUUGUGCAUUUCUGUGGCAGUCAGUCAAAAAGACCUGUUCUAAAAGUCUUGAGACUUUUUCAGGGUUAUUUUUAAAUGUUUGAUUUUUUUUUUUUUCCCUCCAGUCUGAGAUGUAUUUAUGGCUGAUGGAGAGUAUGAUUUAGGCAUAAAUCUUUGCAAACCUGCUCAUGUUCUAAGCUUUCUUCAGGUAGUGCCACCUGUCAUUGCUUCUGCAUAUGAUUAAAUGGAUUUUUGUUUUUGUAAAAGCAUCUUAAAUUUAGACAUAAAAUGGAGGGGACCCAGCUUUCUUUACAAUGUGGAUCUACCUCAGUUAAACAGUUGGGUGCUAUUUACUAAGUCUGUCAAAUUAAAUUGGAAAAAGUAACAAAACAGUGAAAUAUAACUCCACACAAAGCUUGAAAUCAUAAUUUCCGUUUAUUUAAUAAUAUCUAUUUAUUUUGUGCCUUUUGUGUUGAAUCCUAAUGCAUUGAAAAAAUCAGUAUGAAAUUAAAUAUUUUAUAUUGUACAUGGGGAGAAAAAGCCCAAUUGGUCAUGGAAUUUGAUAGAUCACCCCAGCCAACUAAACACUAACGUAUACUGGAAUCCCAACUGCCCUCUUGUGAAAAGAAACAUAGAAUUAUGUCCAAGAGCAAAUUUGACAUUUUACAAGCAAAUUCCAAACUCUUCUACGCAUAUAUUUGUAGCUAUCACUUCAUUUUCUGUGCCAAUGAAGGGGCGACCAAAAACAACUCACAAACACUCUUUGUCAUUGCUUUUUCACCACACGUGCCCUCCCGGCCUUCCUCUGGCGUAUUUUAUAAGUUUAUUUCCUAAGCAGCGAAUGGACUAUUGUUGAUUUCAUCUCUCCCACCCUCCUGGUGUGGGUGUUGGUGACCAUCGACAGAGGAAGGGAGGGCCGCUGGCCGUGGGGGGGGGGCAGGGGAGGGGUGCUGCCUGCAGCAGCAGCCCCAGGGUUUCUGUAAGUUAGGAAAGCUUUCUGGCAGGUGAGAAAAUCGGAUAGAUCGAUGACUUUCCAUGCUUUUAUAUUUGGCAGUUUACAAGUCUAGACUUUUCCUACUAUGGCAAUCUUUUUUAACUUAAUUCUUUGGAGGUAACACAAUAUUUUGGAGUCUUAAGAAUUUGAUUUUAUACCAAUAAGAAAUAAAAAUUAGGGAUCUUUCCUGUAGUAUAUAGUUUUACUAUUUUAAAGAGAUCUCUGAACUUUACAAGAGAACCAACAUUCCUUAGUGGCAUAACUUUGAAAGUUGAUUUGGGAGGCUUUUUGCUUCAGGAUCUCAAAAAAAUUGGGAUGAUUCUAGUUAAAUGUUUUUAAUUUUUAAAAUUCCAUCAGGUCAAUACUUAAGCUAUAUUUGUAAAGAGUAAAUCAUCCUUUAGUAUGCUGCAUGUAAAGAUCAGCGUUGUUGCACUUUCUCAAUAAUAAUAAAUGCCCUACAAUUGGCUCACCAGUAAGCAUUUUGUUUUUUACCUAACAAGAGUACUUUGGGGCAGGUGAUUAAAUUUAUAUAGGUACCUCAAGAAAAAGAACCUGAAUAUGCUGCAUUUUGUUUCUUUAGCUUUUAUACGUAGCAUUUUGUUCUGCUCUUAUGAUUUUGUUUAGAUAUAUGCUUUUUGGACCCCAGUAGACUGUUAAAAGAGAUUUUAAAGUUACUUUUGUAGGGAUACAGUAUCUUUUUUUUUUUUUUUUUUUUUUUUUAACGUACUGCAAUAUCUGGUUCAAAGGUUGCCCACCAGGAGAUUAAUACUUUACCCAAAUACACCUGAGAAAAAGGAUACCAUGUUUAUAAGCAGACAAUAAUGUUCCCAAUCCUUUCUGUUCAUGCUGCUUUCUUAAUUCUUUUCUCCAUAUCAUCAAGAGGUUGGACGACUUAUUUCUAAGGUCAGACUUAAACAUCAUAGCAUCGUAACGUUUUCAACACAGACCUCACAAAAUUGCCAUUGAGUAAGUAGCAUGAUCCUAAAGGUAUUGCUGGCACUAGGCAGCCGGAUCCAUCUGGGCUCUGAAGAGCCGGUCUUCACACUUCUCUAUUCCCCAGCACUCACCCCAAACUGAACAGACGGGGAGUGGUCUUGAUUGACAAAGAUUAAACUGGUGAAGAAAGCUAAAGGCUGAGACACUGAGCAUCUAUUGUCGUGUUUAAGCUUAGCUGGGUCCUUUAGAGUUUGUUUUACAGCUUACUAGGUUAAGUAGUUUGCACUAUUUUUGCAAUAAAUUCAUGGAAAACCUAACAGUUACUUGUUUUGUUUCUUACUGUGUGUAUAUAAACUAAUACUAAAAAGUUUGGCAUAGUGUUUUUUUCACCUCCUUACAUAACCCUUAACAUGCACAGAAUGCUGUAAAUCUGAUACAAUAUGAUGUGAAUGAUAUUUUAUAAAGUUAUUUUGUAUGGUGUCAAUUUUGUUUUGCCUCAUAGUAUGUCAGCAAAAAAUAAAAUAAAAUUCCUCGUAUUUACAGCU
Balaenoptera acutorostrata (minke whale) is the source of this 14650-nucleotide messenger RNA. RefSeq names its product argonaute RISC catalytic component 2 (gene AGO2). Gene Ontology annotation, cellular component: RISC complex. The record is from RefSeq and is a predicted model, not a curated record. Gene Ontology annotation, biological process: regulation of DNA-templated transcription; regulatory ncRNA-mediated gene silencing. NCBI's taxonomy places the organism in Eukaryota, Metazoa, Chordata, Mammalia, Artiodactyla, Balaenopteridae. The transcript has 19 exons. Gene Ontology annotation, molecular function: protein binding; endoribonuclease activity, cleaving siRNA-paired mRNA; RNA binding. The coding region runs from base 189 to 2771 and encodes 860 amino acids.